AAUCCAGUCUCCCCUCUCUGUCAUUUCCUCCUAUAAAGAAGUGUCCCUGUUUCUGCAAAGAUGUGUGCAGCAAUGAAUGGUGGACCAUGUGGGCAGAGACUUUGCAUGUGUAGAAGAGCAGUUCAGUGCUGGCUAGUGGUAAUUGACCAAAGUGGUUCCAAGACUAUUAUGCCAUCCCCUAGAAGUGGAGCCUUAGACAGUCUCCAACUGAGCCUGUGCCUGCUUAAGGCUGCCCCAGAAGGAAUAUUGAAGAGACAGUAACAAAAUGUAAAACAGUCACAAGAAAAACCAGUAACGAUUCAAGUGUUCUGCUCCCUUCAUGCCCAUGACUAUUGUUAUUCUGUACUUCCAGCAUUUGGCCGCUGCUGAUGAGACACUGUCAGAACCCAGUAGCCCAAGAAUCGCUGUGGGGAGAAUAGCAAAGUUACAUCAUGAAUAUCAAUUUCAAACAACAGCCUCAGCCUCAGUUCAACUACAGAGCAGUAACACAGGGAAGCCUGAGCGAUACUCCUUUUGGAAGAGCAACUGGAACUUAUUUUCUCUCCAGACACAUCCCACAUCCCAGGGCAGUCUGCCAUAUUCAAGGGUUAAAUAAUGCACCUGUCUGCGUUGUGAGAGAUGCAGGGAGUCUUUCAAGACCACACCAGGCUGCCAGCAAAAUCCUAAUCCCACAGCAAGAAUAUGAUCAGCAACAUGGGCUAACUGGGCAAGGCGUGGGCAUGCCAUCUUCUAGCAGCAUUACACUAAGACUCCAGGCUUAUCCACACAUUGGGAAAGGUCCAUCACGACCAAGUUCACAGCCUGGGAGAGAAGAAAUGGCUGAGUUCUCUAAAAGGACAAGAGACUCCCUUGCUUUACUGAGAAAGGAAGAUCCUUUGAAAAAACAACCAGGUCGUCCUCUGACUGCAGUUGGCCAUGAGAUCCAUCCUUCUUCUCUUACCCGUCCCUCUUCUCCAGCCCGUUUUAUGCAUUACAAGCCAGAAGUCAGAGAGAAUAUAAACUAUGUUCCAAACUAUCUGGAUCAGGAAAUAAAAGUCUUGGAAAAACUCCGUGACAUUCUACAGACAGACUCCCUUGCAGAGAUCCAAGAGUGGCUGUCAAGGGCAAGUAUAAGAGAGAAAGAGUUUGUAUCAAAUUUGAUUCGCUCAGAGAUGACUAGCAGGGACUUGCUGAAUUAUCGGCAAAAUACACCAAAAGAAAGUGCAGUGGAGAACUUGAAUGUCCAUGAUACAAUGAAGCCUUCCCAUAUCCCUUGGACAGAACCAAGAGAAGAAGCGAACAAGUUCAGGCCUUCAAGUAAAGCAUCAGAAGCAAGUAAAGGAACGGAACAAGAAAGGGAGAGAGAUGGUCAUUUGUCCACAAGAGGGGAGAGAUUUACAAUCCCAAUUUUCAAAGAUGUACACAGAGGAAGGUCCUCCAGCUCCCAAGGAACGAGCCACAGUCCUUCCGUAGCACUCCGACAGAAGCCCCACCUUCGCUACAGCAAGUUACCCGUUGAUCAGAGACGUCUUACUGCCAGAGAAUAACUUCCUCUUCAAAGCUUCUGAAACAGCACAAUUGUUCCCUUCAAGUAUUACCAUAUGUACUAUUAGCAACAAUAAUUAAAAACCUACCUAGAGCUGGCUCCCCCUUUAAAAACAAACUUGUGUUAAUUUCGUUUAGUCCCUAAGUGUUUCAUCAAAAACCACUGAAAAGUACAUACAGAAUGACUUCCCCGGAAGCUUUUGGAUAUGCUCUUCAUUCAAAAUGCCUAUACAAGUAAGGUUAAGAGAACUGUAAAUUAUAAGAUGUUUCAUCUACCCUGCAAGACUCUUAACACAGGCAUUUCAUCUUUAAGGAAACCUAAAUUUGCUAUUAACUUGGCACAUCAAGUGAAGAGAACAUCCACUGAUGUUAUGCUUUCUAGCCUCUCUGAAACGAUGCAUUGUACAGCAACUGGGCAGUACUACAUUACACCUUGAUUACACCUUUAGCUGUUGUAACCCACAGAACGAAUCUUUUUCUCUACAUUCUAGAGUAGAGCACAUGACACCGUAAGACAGGAUAGCAACUUGAUCAAAAACCUCAGGCAACAAAUUUAAGUUUGGCAGCUGAUUUGCCCCUAACAAGUAUGUGCAUGUAUACACACAUUUGUGCACAGGAGUCAGGCCCACAAAUAGACACAUUGUGUGUGGAUACACCAUCUGCUCAUGUAAUUAUAGAGGUACAUGGGCACAUGUAUGUUUUGCAGGGUGCAAGUCAUGCACCAGGUUUUGAAAAGCUGACCCUAAAUUUUCAGUCCUAGUUCACUAGGAAAGGCAUGACUGCAGGUAGAAUGACACACUCUUUUUGCAGAAAGCAAGCAAUUAUCUAGAUCAAUUCCUCUCACAAUAGCUGAGAAGUGUCAUGUAUUUAACACUGGGGGUGGGGGGAAAGGGGAAUGUGGGGAAAGAAAGGGUGGACAAAAAUGCCCAACAAAACCAACUAAAUAAACCCAAGAUCACAGAAAUGGUGGCAAGCGCAGCCUAUCUAAUACUGGAACCAUUUACUGAAAUCUUACCUUAACCCACCCUUUUGGGCAUGUUUGGAUAAGAGGUCACACCUGUUUUUGGUUAUGCAAAAAACAAACCCCAACCCACCUAAGUUUUGCAAAACAAAAUAAAAAACGUGAUCCCUACUUUUUGGCCAACUCCAGUUUAUAGUUCCACAGUAAGAUUAUUCAGCUAUGCCUUGGGACAUGCUCCUUCAUGAAGAGUGACAAUCUUUGAAAAUUUUACUAGUGCUGUGCCACGCCCUUUCAGGGAAAUUUAAGCUGAUAACUAACAAUAUUUAGAAUUCCCUUCUGCAAGUUCUUAUCCUGACCAAAAAUCAUUUCUAUCUGUUAUGAUAGCAUGGUGCCCAUUCAUACUUGUCAGAGCAAAAAAGAGUGCAUUAAGAACUAAGCAGCAACCUUAGCGCUAAAGUCUCGUGUGGUCAUAUUGGGAACAUGUCAAAUCCUGUCAGUUCACUAAAAGAUCUAGGCCAGAGGUUCUCAACCUUUGGUCUGCGGCCCCCUGGUUAACAAAACAACUGAAUGGUUACAUGAUGCUAUCGCUCGCUCCUUGUUUGCGCCUACUAAGUCACAUUGAAAAGAAAGGGAGUAAUUUAAAAUAGUUUAAAUUAAUACUAAUUUUCCAUGUUAGCAAUUGCUAGUGUUGCUCCAGGAGCAUUAUUCUACAGUGAAUGGGAGGAGGACAGGUGUCUUGAAUGGGACAGUUGAUCCAGGCAGCUCACUACUGUUAAGAUGCAGUACAUACCAGGAAAAAGUUUGAGAACCACGAACUAAAAGGACAACAGGGCAAGUUAAGGAUGUAGGGAAAACAACUGAAAUCUCUUGAUUGAUUGAUACCUUGUUUCAUUGCUUAUCUUUGUUCUUUAAAGUAAAUGAUACAAAGUCAGUUUGAAGAACAGUAGAACAAGCCCAAUCUGAGUAUGAGAGUCCUUACUGAACAAAUGAUGGCAACAAUGCUAAUGUGUCCUUUCAACAGCAUGCUUAACUUUCCUCUAAAACUGCUUUUGGUAGGUUAUUGAGCAAAUAUAUUAGAGAGGGAAGUGUGUUGGUUUACAAAGACAUCAACAACAUUUUCUAAGUUUUUUUCCCCAAUACCAUCUGUAACUUACUGCAUUUGCAUAAGGACACAAAGCUAGUCUCCCCCCAUUCUCUCUCUCACUGAAGGUAAGUUGCGAGAUAUGUACACUCACACAUUUAGC
Molecule: messenger RNA, 3729 nt
Organism: Caretta caretta (loggerhead turtle)
Lineage: Eukaryota; Metazoa; Chordata; Testudines; Cheloniidae
Gene: C4H4orf17
Product: chromosome 4 C4orf17 homolog
Source: RefSeq, a predicted model, not a curated record